UACUACCCAGGAACCAAAAAAAAAAAAAAAAAAAUUUGUUACAUGGUGUAAUGGCCCUUGUUAAAGGCGGUAAAGAAGCUGGUAAUUCUAGAAGUGUUAAGCUUGCCAGUAUGCCUGCAAUUUCAGCGACCAUCAGAGCAACUUAUAUACACCACUGCACGUACUUUGCAGCUGUUGAAUUUUCCAUGCACUAGAGCUAAGCUAGACCUUUUAUAAGACAAGACUGUUAUAGCCAUGAAAUGAAGUCAGUUAUUUACAACUGAGUAAAAUGAUUGUAUUUGUUUUUUUAAAGAACUCAAAGCAAUAUAUAUAAUACAUAAUACAAAAUAUAUAAUACAUACAUACACAUCUAUUAAUCAAGAGGCAUUUAUUUCAUUAACCAUUUUCAGAAUUGUAUGCAAUGUUAUUUUAAGUGCCUCCCUUUGCUAUGUGCGGGACAGAGUUAAUUGAGAAUCUAAAAUGCUUGGUGUAAAGGAAACUGUUAUUAUCAAACAGGGGAAGGCUAUUAAACUAGAGUAUCUGUGUUCAGUAGGUGUGACCUGAAUCCCCAGCUUUGGAAGCUUCGAAAGCAUAAAGCAAAGCUCUCCAUUGUGCUCUGAUAAAAUACUGUGCUAUGCAGCGAGGGGAAGUUCUCUUUAAAUCAGUGUGACAGUAGUGGUAUACUUCACUAUACAAACUGCCUUCCAACUUCCCAUAUUGUUACAGUUUUGAUUAAAAUGAAUAUUUUAAGAAUGGGAGUAGUCUUUAAAAAAAAAAAAAAAAAAAGUACAUUAUCAUUCCUUUAAAUAAUAAAAUGUACCGUACUUGCAUAACUUCAGUCAUUAUAAAUCAACGUGAAAAACUAACACAAGUUAUAGCUGGAGCUACUGAGACACAAGAUGUAACCUGAUCUUGUCUGUAUAGCGGACUGUGCCCUGUUUCAGCUGAGCGUAUGUCAGUCCUUUGCUAAAUUAAUGCAAGCUGGUUGCUUUGUGUUAAUAACCCCCAUGCCCCCUCUACCCAAACAAAUGUCUUGAGUUGUAAAGUAGCAGCUGAUUGGGUGGAACUUGGGUAGCAACAGGAUACAGUAGUUGUAGCUGGAUUUCAUAGUCCCAGGAUUGAACUGUCAGAGAGAGGAGACACCAGAGGAGAAAGGGUACUGCACUUGCUGUACUGUACUAAACUUUCAUUUUUUGUGCUUAAUGAACACAAGAUUGAGAUGACAGAGGAAGCAGAGAUGGACUUAACAACUAGUGACCUGUGUAUCAGUGCGUACCCAGUAGAUACCACCGGAAUGGACAUCACCAGCCGAUGCACCCUUGGAGACCCCAACAAGCUCCCGGAGGGAGUGCCACAGCCGGCGAGAAUGCCCUAUGUGUCAGACAAGCACCCACGGCAGACUCUGGAAGUUAUCAACCUGCUGCGCAAACACCGGGAGCUAUGUGACGUGGUCCUGGUGGUGGGCACCAAAAAGAUCUAUGCCCACCGUGUAAUCCUGUCGGCCUGCAGCCCUUACUUUCGUGCCAUGUUUACAGGUGAGCUAGCUGAGAGCCGGCAGACGGAGGUGGUGAUCCGUGAUAUUGAUGAGCGUGCCAUGGAGCUCCUCAUCGACUUCGCCUACACCUCACAGGUCACUGUCGAGGAGGGAAACGUGCAAACCCUGCUCCCUGCUGCCUGCCUUCUGCAGUUGGCUGAAAUCCAGGAGGCCUGCUGCGAGUUCCUCAAACGGCAGCUAGACCCGUCCAACUGCCUGGGCAUCCGAGCCUUCGCUGACACCCACUCCUGCCGUGAGCUGCUUAGGAUCGCAGACAAGUUUACUCAGCACAACUUCCAGGAGGUAAUGGAGAGUGAGGAGUUUAUGUUGCUGCCAUCCAACCAACUGAUCGAUAUUAUUUCGAGUGACGAGCUAAAUGUGCGCAGUGAGGAGCAGGUGUUCAGCGCAGUGAUGGCUUGGGUGAAAUACAGCAUUCAGGAGAGGCGCCCCCAGCUACCACAGGUGCUGCAGCAUGUUCGAUUACCACUCCUAAGCCCGAAGUUCUUAGUUGGGACAGUGGGAUCGGAUCCCCUUAUAAAGAGUGAUGAGGAGUGCAGAGACCUGGUUGAUGAAGCCAAGAACUACCUGCUCCUACCUCAAGAACGCCCCUUAAUGCAGGGACCAAGAACGCGCCCACGAAAGCCCAUCCGCUGUGGAGAGGUUCUUUUUGCAGUUGGAGGCUGGUGCAGUGGGGAUGCAAUUUCCAGUGUGGAGCGGUAUGACCCCCAAACAAACGAAUGGCGCAUGGUGGCUUCGAUGAGCAAGAGACGCUGUGGGGUUGGUGUGAGCGUCCUGGAUGAUCUCUUGUAUGCAGUAGGAGGACAUGACGGCUCUUCGUAUCUUAACAGUGUAGAAAGGUACGAUCCCAAGACAAACCAAUGGAGCAGUGAUGUGGCCCCCACAAGCACCUGCAGGACCAGCGUUGGAGUGGCUGUCCUCGGAGGAUAUCUGUAUGCAGUGGGGGGGCAGGACGGGGUCUCCUGUCUCAACAUUGUUGAAAGGUAUGACCCUAAGGAGAACAAGUGGACACGGGUUGCCUCAAUGAGUACCAGACGUCUGGGAGUGGCAGUUGCAGUGUUAGGAGGGUUCCUGUAUGCAGUAGGGGGGUCAGACGGGACAUCCCCUCUCAAUACAGUUGAGCGCUACAACCCUCAAGAGAACCGUUGGCACACUGUGGCGCCAAUGGGAACCCGUCGUAAGCAUCUGGGCUGUGCAGUGUACCAGGACAUGAUCUACUCUGUUGGAGGACGAGAUGACACCACGGAGCUCAGCAGCGCAGAGAGAUACAACCCCAGAACCAACCAGUGGUCUCCUGUGGUGGCCAUGACAUCAAGGAGGAGUGGGGUUGGUUUAGCUGUAGUAAAUGGACAGUUAAUGGCAGUUGGAGGCUUUGAUGGUACAACAUACCUGAAAACCAUUGAGGUGUAUGAUCCUGAUGCUAAUACAUGGAGGCUUUAUGGUGGAAUGAACUAUCGCAGGCUUGGUGGAGGAGUAGGGGUAAUUAAAAUGACUCACUGUGAAUCUCAUAUAUGGUAACCCUUGUGCCUCCAUGUCUUGAGCUGCUUAUCAGACUUGUUAAUCACCUGUAUAAUAGAUUAUAAUAAUAUAUAUAUAUAUAUAUAUAUAUAUAUAUAUAUAUAUAUAUAUAUAUAUAUAUAUACACACACACAAAAAUGUAAAAACAUGCAACUGACACCUGGAUUUAUAGCUGGAUGAUCCCUGCAGUGCAAGAUGUCCAAGUGAUCCAUCCUUGGAGUUCCUAUGCAGCUUUUAUUGACAGGAGUGCACCAUUGACUGUGUUUUAGUGCCUAUAGUGAUGUCAGAUUGCAGAAAUUAUGUUUUCAUUUUGGAUGCAUUACCUGGCAAAGGACUGAAGACUUUACGAACAGCAGUUCCCAGAUAGGGACAGUAUUUAUUUUUAUGCAUUUAGACUUUAGAUGCAUUCUAAACCUAUCCAGUGCUAUACGGUUGAAUGCCAACGUUAAGAAAAUCAGGAUAUUUUCUGAAGACAAAGUCAUCACUCCUUACAUACAGUGGAUUCACCUUUCAUGAGGCUGCCAAGGACUUGUCCUCUUUGCCAAGUGAAAAAGCAAUAUCGGUUAACUGAAGUCAUUCAGCAAGAGCAUUUUAUGCAAUGAUUAAAUUGUUUGAAGUGUCAGUGAAUAUGGGUUGUUCCCUUAAUUCUUGAAGGAAUAUCAUCUCAAAUGGGGCCUGGCCUUUUAGAAUGCCUACUAGUUACAUUAACCAGCUUAAACCUGCCAUGCUUCAUAUAAAAUAUAUGUGUGUGGGGGUGGGGUGAGGGGAAUUGUCUAAUGGUUAUUCUUUAAUUUGAUCAUGUCUUUUCUAUUGUAUUUUUUUUUUUUUUUUUUUUUGGAUUAUCAACAUACAAGACACUGCUUACUAAAAUAUGUAGAAAAUUAUUCAUACUCAAAUAGACAGGGUACUGUUUAGGCAGUAUCCUUGAUCUCUUAAAUGGAAUUUUUUUUCCCAGCUUUCAAUUUCUAAUGUACACUGCUUUUGAAGUCUUCUAAUUGCAACUUAACUGUCUAUCCUGUAUUGGAUAUGUUCCCAAAUUGAAAGAUAGUUGGUGUCCAAGGAUCAGCACAUUAUAUGUUUUUUUGGCUAGAGGACUGUAAAGUAUAAAAGCUUUGAGAAGUGAAACUAGUACCACAUACAUGCCAAAAUCAGUAUUAAAACCAGUACUAUUUGUUACUCAUUGUUAAAGAUGAUGCAUUUAAAAUUUCCAGGUAGGAAAGACUGUAUAACAGUACACAAAAUCCAUUAAGAUGCCCCUAUUUAUGUUUGCAUAUUACUCAUUGGAAGAUUCCUAUUAUAGAUGUAUGAAGUGCUCUGUGAGCUGGGAGGAUAUAGCAUAGUUGCAUACUGAUAAAAUGUUUAAAUGACAGUCAAUAUUUUUGCUGAUACUACACCAUGCAUGACACUGUCAUAUAAUGUUUUACUGAGACAUUCACAAUGUAGUGAAUGUUACUAGACUGCUAAUGAGGAUGCAGGAUUUUACCUGGACUAGAAGGACAUAGUACAUUUUAGAUUUAUACUGGACAUGUAUAUUUUGGAUUUAAAUUAAGACAGGACUCUCUUACAAAAAAGUAGUCAUUUCAUUAUCAGCUAUUCUUUAUAAUUGUAAACUGUUGGUAUCAGCAAUGUUUGAUUUGUUUCUCAGUGGUGAAAACAGCAUAAUUGAAUAUCAGUAUCCAGAGAACAGUUAUGCACUUUGAACCACUUGCUCACUUUUAGGGAUUUAAGGGUUUGUUAGAUUUAAGUCAAGUAGUCUUUAGUUUCAUUUGAUUCAACAUUGAUGGCUUUUGAUAUAACUACAUAGAAACUAUACAGCAGACUGGAAGGUAUGGUCAGAGAUACAAAGUAAAACUUGUUCCUACUAUUUAGGACUAGGUACUCUAAUUUGUUUGCUAUUUUCUUUUUGCUGCUUUUGUCCAGAUGAAGGAGAACAAAUAAGUUGGGCCAGGGUCACAUAAUGGAUCUGUGGUUAUACAGGGUUCAAACCUAUGAUCUGAAGGGUUGUUUUUUUGAUGAACCCAAGUAGCUCUUAAAUGUUGUGAAUCUCAUCCAUAAAUGCAAUUGUUUUACAUGGUUAUUGUAUUAAGCAUAAAACUAACAAAUCUGAUUUGGGUGACAUUUAUAGAAUGAAAUAUACUGUACUCCAACUUUCUAUACAGUAUUGUUCAAUAUAAAGCCAGAAAUGUGACUGAAUAUCUGACAUUGUGCUAAUACAGAGCAAAUCCAAACCAUUACAUGGUUGUUAAAAAAAAAAAAAAAAAUUGUUAUCCAUGUGUUUUUUUUAAGGUUAUUUUUCUUGUAUGUAAACCUGAAAAAUCUUUGUGCAUAACAUAAUCUAUUCUGUAAAUAAAAUGAUUUUACAUUA
Polyodon spathula (Mississippi paddlefish) is the source of this 5414-nucleotide messenger RNA. RefSeq names its product kelch-like family member 20 (gene klhl20). Gene Ontology annotation, molecular function: protein binding. The record is from RefSeq and is a predicted model, not a curated record. The coding region runs from base 1199 to 3049 and encodes 616 amino acids. Lineage: Eukaryota; Metazoa; Chordata; Actinopteri; Acipenseriformes; Polyodontidae. The transcript has 11 exons.